Molecule: messenger RNA, 3699 nt
Organism: Cercocebus atys (sooty mangabey)
Lineage: Eukaryota; Metazoa; Chordata; Mammalia; Primates; Cercopithecidae
Gene: NKD1
Product: naked cuticle homolog 1 (Drosophila)
Exons: 10
Coding region: 226-1638 (470 amino acids)
Biological process (GO): negative regulation of Wnt signaling pathway
Cellular component (GO): cytoplasm
Molecular function (GO): calcium ion binding
Source: RefSeq, a predicted model, not a curated record
GCCAAUGGGCGCGCGGGGAGGCGCGGGCCGCCGCGGCGGGCUGGGGGCUCCGCGCUCCCGGGCGUCAGUCGGGCCGCGGCGACGGCGGCAGGAGCGCGUCCCGGCUCCGCCUCGGGCUCCGCUCGGCUCCGAGGCUGAGGAGAGGAGGAGGAGAGCCAGGCGAGGCGCCAGGCCAGCGGGCCGGGCGCAUGGCUUAGGGACGCUCCCAGCCGCCGCAGCCCCAGCAUGGGGAAACUUCACUCCAAGCCGGCCGCCGUGUGCAAGCGCAGGGAGAGCCCGGAAGGUGACAGCUUCGCCGUGAGCGCUGCCUGGGCUCGGAAGGGCAUCGAGGAGUGGAUCGGGAGACAGCGCUGCCCGGGCGGUGUCUCGGGACCCCGACAGCUGCGGUUGGCGGGCACCAUAGGCCGAGGCACCCGGGAGCUCGUGGGCGACGUGUUGAGAGACACGCUCAGCGAGGAAGAGGAGGACGACUUCCGGCUGGAAGUGGCCCUGCCUCCUGAGAAGACCGACGGGCUGGGCAGCGGAGAUGAGAAGAAGAUGGAGAGAGUGAGCGAACCCUGCCCAGGCUCCAAGAAGCAGCUGAAGUUUGAAGAGCUCCAGUGCGAUGUGUCUGUGGAGGAGGACAGCCGGCAGGAGUGGACCUUCACCCUGUACGACUUUGACAACAACGGCAAGGUCACCCGAGAGGACAUCACCAGCUUGCUGCACACCAUCUAUGAGGUGGUGGACUCCUCUGUCAACCACUCCCCGACAUCCAGCAAGAUGCUGCGGGUAAAGCUCACUGUGGCCCCCGAGGGCAGCCAGAGCAAGAGGAGCAUCCUUGUCAAUCAGGCCGACCUGCAGAGCACAAGGCCCCGAGCAGAGACCAAGCCCACUGAGGAGCUGCGGAGCUGGGAGAAGAAGCAGCGAGCCCCGCUCAGGUUCCAGGGUGACAGCCGCCUGGAGCAGUCUGGCUGCUACCACCAUUGCGUAGAUGAGAACAUCGAGAGGAGAAACCACUACUUAGAUCUCGCCGGGAUAGAAAACUACACGUCCCAGUUUGGGCCUGGCUCCCCUUCCGUGGCCCAGAAGUCAGAACUGCCCCCCCGCACCUCCAAUCCCACUCGGUCUCGCUCCCAUGAGCCGGAAGCCAUCCACGUCCCACACCGAAAGCCCCAAGGCGUGGACCCGGGCUCCUUCCACUUCCUUGACACCCCAAUCGCCAAGGUCUCAGAGCUCCAGCAACGGCUCCGGGGCACCCAGGACGGGAGCAAGCACUUUGUGAGGUCCCCCAAGGCCCAGGGCAAGAGCGUGGGUGUGGGCCACGUGGCCAGAGGGGCAAGAAACAAGCCCCCUCUGGGACCCGCCUUCCCUGCGGUGUCCCCCUCCGCCCACCUGGCCGCCAGCCCGGCCCUCCUCCCCUCCCUAGCCCCCCUCGGGCACAAGAAGCACAAGCACCGAGCCAAGGAGAGCCAGCAGGGCUGCCGGGGCCUACAGGCACCGCUGGCCUCGGGCGGCCCCAUUCUGGGGCGGGAGCACCUGCGGGAGCUGCCCGCUGUGGUGGUAUAUGAGAGCCAGGCCGGGCAGCCGGUCCAGAGACAUGAGCACCACCACCACCACGAACAUCACCACCAUUACCACCACUUCUACCAGACAUAGAGCCCCUCCCCAGGGCCCCACCCUGCCGUAUGAAGGACCCCACCCCCGAUACCCCAAGGCAUUAUUAUUCUAUUAAUUAUUGUUAUUAUGACGAUUAUUGUUAUUAAUAAUUAUUGUUACUCCACUAAUAUUUAGCUAGCCUUCAUGUAGAAGAUCUAUGGAAACACAGAACUAAACUUUUAUUUAUAUGUUGUGGGGACUGCAUAACUAGCCCAGGAAAUGACUCUGGCUUGGUGUGGCCUGUAAUGGGCAGAGGCUCCCUGGAGGCUCAGGAGCUGCAGCAUCUGUGCGCAUCAGCCCACACCCUUCCCAGAGCCGGGGAGCCCUCAGCCCCAACUCUGCCCUACCCCAGCCUCUUCCAGGAGAGCACCCUUACCUGGCCCAGCUUCCAGAGACCCUCGAAAUCUCCGAGAAGAUAAACAGCUGCUACCUCUUAGUAUUAUUCUGAUUUUAUUUUGCCCUUAACUGAUUGUAAUGUGCUACAAGGGAUUUCAGUGGACUGCAGAGUGCGAACGUCUUGCUGUUGUGUUUUUAUGUCCCAACCUAGAAACCUUAGCUGUCUUUUCUGGAGUUGUCUUUCAUGCUUUUCCAGUGGGAUCAAGCCCUUUUCCCCAAAGCAGUCCCAUCUCUUCUGCCAUGCACAACAUGAAAAUCCACUUCUCUUCCUUCUCCUCCUUCUCUCUCCUUUACAGCGAUACAUACACAUAUUUAAGGACUAUCCCUGAGACCAUCCUUCUCAUUUUGGAAACUGCUAGGGAGGGAACCAACCACUUAAACAAGUGUCGUUUUCCAAGAUCCGGGCAAUUGUGUGCUGUUGGUUGUGGGGGAGGAUGUGGCAGAUAUAUACGUACCUACACAAUUCUCUAACAGCGCUUUCUGUAUCUAUAGAUAGACGCCAUCUGUCCAUUUCUAUGUAUCUUUCUAUAAAUAUACACUCUCAGGUAUCUUUUCUGGUGUGUAGAAAUCAGUGGUUUGCUUCUCUGGAUGCUUCUGGAACCCAGAUGUGACCCUGCUUGUCUCCUUUUGGGGCUGGAUGGCUCAGAUGCUUUCAUCAGAGGUCCCUUCUCGUGUUUGGGGGUCUGAUGGAUUUUGGAGAAAACUGCUGGGGUACAGAAGCUUGGAGGGAAAAGGGGACCAUGACCAGAGUUGGGACCCUGGGGCAACAUCCUCUGCAGAGAAGGAUUUUGUCUGGCCAGAGCCUGGAGAAACCUGAAAAAGAACCAAUCAGCUAGCUAGGGUCUCAGAGAAAAGCAGAUUACACCCUCAAAUUGGGUAAGUUGAGCAGAGUUUAAUAAAGGCAAUAUUUACGAAGUGUGAGCUAAGCCUCCCACGAGAAUGCAGAACCCUGGGGCUGGCAGUGUGGAGCGCUACGCCCACCCCUGGGCCUGAGUGAGGAAGGAGUUAUCUUUAGCAGACAGAGGACUGCUGGAGGAGUGAGAGGGGCACCUGUAGGAGCUAUGACCUUUGCUCAAAGGAUGCAGCCAGUCAUGGGGACCCUCCAGGGAAAUUAAUAUCCUGACCCUGCUUUCCUGCCCCUGCCUCAAUCCAUUGACUGAGGCCGCUGGAAGCCACCGGGCCGAGGGAGCUUGUUGAUGUGGGUCACACGGGCAUGUUCCCAGGUCAGAGAGGAGAGCCUACAGUGAAUCUAGAGGGACACAAGAGGGAGAAGCAACUCCAGCUACCUUCCUUUCUGCCGUUUGAGCUCCCAGCUGGCAUCCUCUUUUCCAGAGCCUCGAGUUUGGGUUUAAUGUAGUUAGUAAGGAGUUACUUCCAAAGAUAGUGGGCUUAGUUGUUACCAUAUUAUUAAUUUUAUUAAUGACUGAUGUGCCUGGGAUUGGAUUAAUACAUUAAUCCUUAGGACAGCCCCAUGAGGCAGCUUGGUGGCAGCUCAGGGAGCAUGUCUAAGGCUCAGAAGUUCGUAACUCCCUUGAGGCCACACACAGGGCAGAGCUGGGAUUCUGGUCUCCCACUCGAUCCCUUCGCCACUGGUGCAGAGCUUAAUCAUGGCCAUGGGCUGCCCUUGUUUUGGGUUGUGGGUUGUGGGUUUCUGUCAGUGAGAAG